Agrilus planipennis (emerald ash borer) is the source of this 3470-nucleotide messenger RNA. Its product is annotated as mitochondrial glutamate carrier 1-like. The transcript has 14 exons. Gene Ontology annotation, molecular function: L-aspartate transmembrane transporter activity; ATP:ADP antiporter activity; L-glutamate transmembrane transporter activity. The coding region runs from base 976 to 3402 and encodes 808 amino acids. Gene Ontology annotation, biological process: L-glutamate transmembrane transport; mitochondrial ADP transmembrane transport; mitochondrial ATP transmembrane transport. Gene Ontology annotation, cellular component: non-motile cilium; sperm midpiece; mitochondrial inner membrane. Lineage: Eukaryota; Metazoa; Arthropoda; Insecta; Coleoptera; Buprestidae. The record is from RefSeq and is a predicted model, not a curated record.
AAUUAUAAAUUUAAAUUUAUUAAUUAUUGAUUGGAAAUAAUAAGCACUAAAAUUCUAGCCGUUAUUAGAUGGUAUUAGGUAAGCGUGGUAAAUAAUAUGAAUAUACCUUACAGACCAAUUGAGAAUUAAGCAACACCAAAUUUAAAUCAUAGGUUUGACGUUUGGUUGAAUUUGAAAUGAAUUUGAGUUUUAUUUUGAAUAAAUACUUACACGUUACGAUUUUAAAAUAAAAUUCACAAACCUCUCAGAUAGCUAGUCCUAAAAAGGUUAUAAUUGUAUAUCUACAUGUAGAUAUUCACUUGACAACUAAUAAAAUGGCAACUGGAGAUAAGUUUAAAAUUUCCUUUCAAAAAUGUAAAGUGAAUGAUUCUCGUAUUACCAUUCAGAAACUCGUUCAAUUGCUGGAACAUCCUGCCACAAAAACUAAUAUAGAUCGACAUUUAGAAUAUCUGGAUGAAUUACUGAGAGCGACAACAUAUGCAUUUGUAUGCUUUUAAGUGUUUUAUUUUUAUAAGGUGUCCUACGACGAUCUUACAGUUUAAGUAUAAAAGUAACUAAAAAAGAAACUUGAAGCUUCAUGGUUGUUGUUAAUUGCAAAUGUAUAAUUUAAAGCAUCAUGUCAUGAACAAAUUAUUCAAAAUCCUAAAACUCACAGUUUGAAUUAAACUUAUAAUUGUUAAAUUUUGAUGUCUUUCUAACUAAAAUAUUUUUGACAUUUGUUUCCAGUUGUAACAGAUGUUUGUACCAAUUCAAACAUGUAAUAGAAGUGAUCUCAAAAUUAUUACAAACAUUCACAAUCCUUAUAUACUCUUGUCUUAAAAUCGUCAUAAGAAUUAGAAUGUCAUCAUAUUUAACUUACUUCUUGAUCUUCUUUAGUGGCUUACAGAACUUCCUUAUGUUACACGAUUACUGGAAAUACUUUUUGAAAAAAAACAUGAUUAUACUGUUUUUGAGCCUUACUUUCCAAGAAUAUUGAUGCUUUGUUCAAUUCCACCCUUACAAGAAAAAUCUACUGAGGCCAUUUGGUAUGGUAUUCAUUUAGAAGAAUUUUUUAAUGUUCUAGGAUAUUUUUUAAUGGUUGUGGAAGAAGAAUAUCAGAAUAUUAUCAUCUAUGUUAUCACAUGUUUAAUUUUAAGAAAAACGAUGGAUACCGAAAUUUCUGUUUCGGAACAAUCUUGUCGAGAUGCAAUUGAGAAAAGUAAUUUGCCAGAAAUUAUAGCGCAUAUGUUUGUCGACUCUAAUGAUGAACUUUAUAAAAAACUUCUGAACCUUGCUUAUAAAUUGGCAGAGAAAUCAAAACCUAUAUGUCAAAAGUUUGUUAUGUCUGCUGCUUUAACACCCUUAAUGCUCCGUUUUUAUCCAAAAUGGAAAGAAUGUGAUCGUGAGGAACGUUUUGAAACUGAAAUUGAAACGACAUCUAUUGAGCACUAUUUCACAGUAACAAACUUAAUAGCAUUGCUGUUAGAUAGCAUUAAGGAAAAUUUUUCCAAUUUUAAAAAAAUUGUCAUAUGGCCGACAUCCACUGCUUUAAAAAAUUUUUUAUUGAUAUUGAGAGUGUAUACGAAAUGGAGAGGAUAUCAGGUGGAACGAAAUAGUAUUUUGGCAAUUUUUUUAAAAAUACUGUCGCUCCACCCUUUACUAUCAAAUUUAAAUACAUGCGGUUUUGCAAAUGAUCUUGCUCUUUUAAGUGUUGCAACUGAAAUGGGUACUGCAGGCACUUGGGCUUCUACAGUUACAUUUCUACCAGAUGAAAGGGAUUAUGAAUUUAAGAGAAUGCUACUGAUAGCAUUAUGCUUGAAAUCAAGAGAUAUAGAUCUAAAUUUACUUAAAACUAGAAAAGUUAUUCCUGGAUUACUCCGAAUAAUUACACCAGGAAUGAAUAUUCCCUGGAGACCAGAUUUCUAUUGUGGCUUACUUCGUUUAGCAUUUUAUGUUCUACAAUUAUAUCUUGAGCAAUUAUCAAGUGAAUUUAUGAACAAUAAUGGACCAGUAAGAACUCUAAUGAUGAUUGAAUAUUACACCAUUAAACCAUACAGCAAUGAUGCGCUAAUAAGUGCCCUGCAUUUUCUAAAAUUUUUAACCGAAGUUCGUAUUCGCAAUAUGAUCGAAGAACUUGAAAAAAAUCACUGUGUUGAAAUACUACUAUGUAUAUGGGAGCAGCUGAUGGCAAACAGUUUAAGGCAGUCAUCUCAAAAGUGUUUAAUGUACAUAUUUUUUAUUCUUAACAAAAUGAAUGUCGACAAGCAAAAAGACUUCUUAAUGAUACUUCAUAUAGAACUACUUAAAAGGGUUUUGAAUCCAACUAAAGAAGACGUCAUUGCCAACGAUAAAAUGCUAGUAACACACAUUAGACUUUUAUGGAAUAGCCUUACUUCUUUUGAUAAAUCUUUUGAUUCGUUCAUUGCUAAUAGUGGAAUUUUUAUUCUACUUGAUACAAUUAAGAAUUGCACAAUGGCUGUAAAAGCAGUUGCUCUUGGUUUACUGGUCGAUUUAUGUGAAGAAGGUACAUGUAUUCCUUACGUCGUAACUUGGAGAUCACGAGGGAAAACUUUUCUUAAUCUCCUGAUUGAUAUUUUUAUGGAAGAAAAUAGAAUGUUAAAAGUUAAAGUAAAUGAAAAUUGUAUCAUAAAAGAUCCUGAAUGGCCAAUAUGUGGACAUAAACAGAAAGAAGAAAUUGAAAGAAAAGAUAAAAAUUCAAGUGCGAGUCCAUCUACAAUUGAUUUAUUGGGCAGUUGCAGAUCGAAAGUAUACGCACUUCUUCAAAUUUUAAAUUUCAUUCAUGAAGAGAAAGUAGAAAUGUGUAAUGAACAAUAUCAUAUUUUUGAUAAAAGGGUUUCUAUUACUGACCAAAUUAGCCUAUUGUUAGCACAAAAUUAUUUAUUACUCAAAUUGGGUGAGGUAUGGUCAGAAAUUCAAAUUGAUUUAAUCAAUGAAAAUUUGCAACCAAUUGAUCUGGAUUCGUUUCUUUUGGAUACAGUCACUAAAUACUACAGAAAUUGGGGAUUACGUAUUCAAGAGGCUCAACAUGAGAUCAUACAACAGAAUCGUUUCAAAGAACUGAUAGCAGAAAAGGAGCUGUAUCUUUUAUUAAAAGAAGCCCGAUUAUCUAAUUCAUAUAAAGCAUUGGUGGAAUUAAAACUAUUAGCAAGAUCCAGUGAAAUUAUAUUUAGAUUAAGAGGAACUCAGCGGCAAAGGAAACACCUUAAUUUAGAAAAUAUGGCUGUUGGCAAAUGGAUGUUUAACUUGCCCGUUCAACCAAUUUAUCAUCAACACAUUAAAAUACCUAUUGAUGAAACAAAGCUAGAUGAGAAGUGUGAUUUAGAUGCUGUAUCAUCAGCAGCAUCAACAGAUAAUGAAUGUAAUAUCGCAAAGUUUGAACAGGAAGAGAGCUCAGAGUGUUGAUUUUACUUUUCCAUAUAGUUUUUAAUGAAUCAUAUACGACUGAUUAUUUAAAUAAACAAUUUACAGUU